UUCCUGUAACUAGCAACCAUUUUCACCCCAGUCAGUUCUCAUGGCAAUGCAAUGUGAACCCCAGCAUACCAGAGUUCAUUCCUGGGACAGUUUGGCCCGCUCAUCCAAUGGAGUUCUCUAUACCAUCACCAAUUGUUGAGCCAAUUGCUGAUCGGAUAUUGGAGCCUAAAAUACAAGGUGAUGAUGCAAAACCAAGUUCAGCUCCAAUGCUGCCUGUGGAUAUUGACACUAUGGGAGAAGCUAAGAAAGAAUUCAACAUUUCAGCAUCUGAGGCAAUAAAUAAUGAUAAUGAAGUAGCUAGAGUUGGGUUGGAAAGUGUACUGGAAAAUGGUCACUUGAAUCAAUCUAUGGUUGACAAUUCUGGGAAUGAUCUAAGCCCAAACAAAAAUCCUGAAGGCAGUGCUGAAAGAAGGAGUGAUGGUGAGAAAACCUUCAGCAUUUUAAUAAGAGGUAGAAGAAACCGAAAGCAGACGUUGAGAAUGCCAAUCAGUUUGCUUAGUCGACCACAUGGCUCCCAGUCUUUUAAAGUAAUAUACAACAGAGUCGUCAGAGGGUAGAAGAAACAAAGCUUGAUCAGUCCUAUGGAAAGGGGCAUGAAGUAUUGUGAAUCUUUCUAGCGUCGUUUUAGCAAACUGCAUUGCCCAUUGGAUUUGUGAUCUAAAAUGCAGAUACUCUAUAUUUAACUUCUACUUGAUUUAGCUGAUAGUAUGAACAAGAACGAGGGUGGCUUUUAAAAUCAGGUAUCAUGACUUCACAAUCUCUAUUGUAUCUAUCUUUUUGCUACUCAAAAAACUGCAGGAAAUGAUCUGAAUAGGUUAAAAUUGUCUUCAUCUUUAUCCUU
This is a messenger RNA of Theobroma umbraticum, 841 nucleotides long. The record is from RefSeq and is a predicted model, not a curated record. NCBI's taxonomy places the organism in Eukaryota, Viridiplantae, Streptophyta, Magnoliopsida, Malvales, Malvaceae.